This is a messenger RNA of Adineta steineri, 1062 nucleotides long. NCBI's taxonomy places the organism in Eukaryota, Metazoa, Rotifera, Eurotatoria, Adinetida, Adinetidae. The record is from the annotation of a GenBank genome assembly.
AUGUCUUUUCUUUUAAAACAUCGUUUAUUAUUAAAUAAUAUAAUUCAUCGUUACUUAUCAUCAAAUAGACCAACUCUUUAUGAAACAUUGAAAGUUAUUGAGACGUCUCCAGAUGUUUUCAUUCAACCUGCUGAAACACUGUUUGUCUUUCCAAAUCGAAAAAGUGUAUUUGGUGGUCAAAUAAUCGGUUCAGCUAUUUAUGCAGCACAACAAACACUUACAAAAAAUUAUCCAUUACAUAGUCUUCAUUCAUAUUUUCUAACAGCAGCUGAUAAUUCUUCUGCUAUUUCAUAUACCAUUUCUCGAUUACGUGAUGGUAAAUCAUUUGAAACACGAAGUGUAACAGCCAGACAAGAUGAUAGAAUAGUAUUUGAAUGUUCAAUGAAUUUUCAUCGAAAAGAACGAGGAAAUAUGGAACAUCAAUUACCUAUGCCUCAUAUUGAUGUACCGCCACCUGAAGAACUUAUUUCAUUGCAAGAUCAUAUUCGAAAACUUCUUGAUGAUAAACGUUUACAACCUGAACUUAAACCAUUCAUUGAUCGUGCAUUACAAAUGCCUGCACGUAUUGAUGUACGAUAUUGUCAUCAACGUGAUUUAUUACAACCAAAACCAGUAUGGCCUGCACGAGAAUUUGUAUGGAUAAAAGCUAAGGAUCUUUUACCUGAUGAUUCUCAUAUACAUCGAGCAGCUGUUGCAUAUUGUAGUGAUCGAGUUUUAUUAGUUAGUGCUUUUCUUCCAUAUGCAAUAAAUGGUUUUCAUCCUCUAGUUAAAAUGCAAGCGUCACUUGAUCAUUCAAUGUGGUUUCAUGAUGAUUUUAAUUUUGAUACAAUCGAUGAAAAUAAAUUAUCCGAAGAAAAUCAAUCAAUAAAACCAGUUCCACGCAGUUUAGAUAUACCACCAAUUCCACCAAAAGUACGUGUACGUGCUGAUGAUUGGUUAUUGUAUGAAAUAGAAUGUCCAAUUCAUAUGAAUAAUCGUGCAUGGACUAUGGGUCGAAUAUGGACAAGAAAUGGACGACUUAUUGUAACAUGUGCUCAGGAAGGUGUUAUUCGAUGUCAAUGA